AUGGCCCAGAUCCCUACGCCGCCAGCCUCACGGUCGGCCUCGGAGUCUCCAAAUGAAUCGCAGAAGCCCGAGACUGCCUCUUCAGAGCUCCUGCAAUCCCUCGACACCCUGCUCGAGAAAUACUUGCAUCUGUUGGAUCGACAGCAGGAGCUACAGUCGGGCCUUGCCAAACAAUUGUCCUCAGGCUUCCUUGCUCUCGCCCAUGCAAACUACACUUGUCCCCCCGGUCGGCGGUAUGGCGCAGACUAUUACGAUGAGCGGAUGAAGGCGACGCGAAAGAUAGCUGUGCGAAUGGGAAAACAUACCGAAGCAGAGUCUAAAGAAGACUCGACGCAAGACUCGCCAGACAGCUGGAAUUGCUCCGAGUUGAACUACAAUUUCUCCCUGGAGGGUGCACCCAGCCCUCCGCCGGAAUCAUCAACAAAAGAGAAGAAAGCCGAUUCAGUCGCUGCCGAAGAGUCUGAAGAUGCAUCAUCCUCGCACCCCGACACGGCCACAGCUUCGAGCACAGAAGAUGAACACUCGUCGAACUCUGAAACAGCGGUGCCAGCUCCCAAGUCUGCCCGCAAGAAAUUUCGUUCCUCAGAUCCCAUCCAUUGGUAUGGGAUUUUGACCCCGUUGUCUCUUCGCAAUGCGCAGACAUCAUUCACGGGUGCCGUGGAGACCCAGGUGCCAGGGCUGGCGGCGGUAGUUGUCGAGAUGCGCGCUGUGGAGGACGAGAUUAGCCAGUUACGGAAAAAGCUGGGAGUCGAGGACCACAGUUAG
Penicillium riverlandense is the source of this 765-nucleotide messenger RNA. RefSeq lists its product as uncharacterized. The record is from RefSeq and is a predicted model, not a curated record. Bases 1 to 765 code for a protein of 254 amino acids. Gene Ontology annotation, biological process: vacuolar proton-transporting V-type ATPase complex assembly. NCBI's taxonomy places the organism in Eukaryota, Fungi, Ascomycota, Eurotiomycetes, Eurotiales, Aspergillaceae. Gene Ontology annotation, cellular component: Vma12-Vma22 assembly complex; extrinsic component of endoplasmic reticulum membrane. The transcript is spliced from 3 exons.